AUGUAUGACGUCAUGUGCGCUAUGGAAACUGUUUUCACAUCAAAAAUAUUGAAAAUCUUCCAGAAGAAAUUGUCAAGCGGGUACCCAGUCCCUGAUUAUUAUUCGUUGGCCCUAGAAAUCUUCAGAGAUCGGACGACAAAUGUGACGAUGAGAAAUUGUUCGAGGGAUCUGAAAGUGAAGGGCCACUGUCCAACUGACGUGCAGACCAACCAGAUGUUUGUCGUCAGGGCUGUCAAUGGAGCAUGCCUCAAAAUGCGAAAAAAAUAUUCCUCCGUAGGAGCUUUGGUCCCCAGCAUGCAUUUAAAUUUUCAGACUGCACACCGGGUUAAUGGUGUUUGGCCGAUGUGGGAUGUCCACGAUGAAUGGUUCUGUUUAAAUUUAAGCUUCUCCACUCCUCCUGCUGUUGAUGAGAAGUAG
Helobdella robusta is the source of this 417-nucleotide messenger RNA. RefSeq lists its product as hypothetical. The transcript has 3 exons. The coding region runs from base 1 to 417 and encodes 138 amino acids. The record is from RefSeq and is a predicted model, not a curated record. Lineage: Eukaryota; Metazoa; Annelida; Clitellata; Rhynchobdellida; Glossiphoniidae.